CUGUUACCUCUCGAUCCGUUACCGGUGACUACCUUGCGGAACAAAGCAUUUGAAUCUAUAUACAAUUUUGCUUAUUUCAACCCAAUUCAGACUCAAAUUUUUCAUUGCCUUUAUAAUACAGACGAAAACGCGUUGAUUGGUGCCCCGACCGGCUCUGGGAAAACGCUCUGCGCUGAGCUGGCAAUUUUCCGACUCCUGCAGAAAAACCCCGGUAAAAAGUGCGUUUAUAUUGCUCCACUGAAGGCUUUGGUGAGAGAACGUGUGUCUGAUUGGAGAGAAAAAUUCGAGAAAAAGAUGGGAUAUAGAGUAGUGGAAGUGUCUGGCGACUACACACCCGAUGUCAACACGUUGAACGCUGCUCCGAUUAUGAUCACAACGCCAGAAAAGUGGGACGGUAUAACAAGAAGCUGGAACACUCGAGAAUACGUAAGGAAAGUGAACCUGAUCGUCAUUGACGAAAUCCAUCUCUUGGGCGUUGAUCGUGGAGCUGUAUUGGAAGCGAUCAUAACUAGGUUGAAGUUGUUGACUCGAAGGUCUUGCGUACGUGAAUCUCCUGCGCGACUUCUUGGACUUUCAACAGCCCUUGCAAAUGCUGGAGACGUGGCCGAAUGGUUGGGAAUUAGAGACGAAGGCCUCUUCAAUUUCCGGCCAUCUGUUCGACCAGUGCCAAUCGAGGUCCAUAUUCAAGGUUUUCCCGGUCAACAUUAUUGUCCUAGAAUGGCGCUCAUGAACAAACCAGCUUUCAAAGCUAUCAUCACUUACUCUCCGCUGAAACCUGUACUAGUUUUUGUGGCGUCCAGAAGGCAAACCCGCUUGACGGCAAUGGCAUUCAUAAGUCACCUAGUGGCAGAAAGUGAUCCUCGUCAGUGGCUUCAUGUUGAUAUGGCUGAGCUGGAUGUGUUACUACAACAUGUGAAGGACGAAAAUCUCAAGCUCACAUUGCCUUUCGGGAUAGGGAUGCACCAUGCUGGUCUAUCUUCCCACGAAAGAGCUCUGGUAGAACAGCUCUUCCUGGAGAAAAAGAUCCAGGUUUUGAUUGCCACGGCCACACUAGCAUGGGGUAUAAACAUGCCGGCACACUUGGUAAUUGUGAAAGGCACAGAGUAUUUUGAUGGGAAAACAUCUAAAUAUGUGGACUAUCCCGUUACUGACGUGCUGCAGAUGAUGGGCCGAGCUGGUAGACCGCAGUUUGACUCGAGUGCCGUGGCAGUUAUAUAUGUGCAAGACGUAAAGAAGACAUUCUACAAGCGAUUCCUCUAUGAGCCGUUCCCUGUUGAGUCGAGCCUUCUUCCUGUCCUUGCGAAUCACGUGAAUGCCGAGAUCAAUGCCGGGACCAUAACCAGUAAACAGGGCAUUAUGGAAUACAUUGCUGGUACCUACUUGUAUAGACGACUGUUUGCUAAUCCAAACUACUAUGGCCUCGAAGACCUCUCUGACAAAUCGCUCAUCGCAUUUUUGGUUGGAGUAGUCGAUCAUUGUGUUGCUGAUCUGCUGGAUUCAAAGUGCCUUAUCAUUGACGAGGAGACUGGAGAGCUACGCUCUUCGCCGUAUGGUCGCAUUGCUAGCAUUUACUAUCUUCGUCAUGAGACCAUGAAGUUUAUGUUGGACGAAAUUGGUCCGGAUGACACAAUUGAAGAUCUGCUCAAAACGCUUUCUCACGUUCCCGAAUAUGGCGAAAUACCUGUGCGGCACAAUGAAGAUGUUGUGAACACUCAGUUGCAGCGGAAACUGCGGAUAAGAUUUGCCACAAGCGUAAUGGACUCCUCUUACACGAAGGCGCACCUUUUAUUCCAAGCGCAUUUUUCUCGCACAGAUGUUCCAACUGAUUACCGUACAGAUAUGAGAAGCGUGCUCGACCAGUGUGUGCGCAUAUUACAGGCUAUGCGCGAUGUCUGUCAGUUGAAUGGCUGGCUAUCAACAGCACUACGAAUAACAAUACUCCAACAGAUGUGUCACACAGGACGAUGGCAUGACGACCAUCCUUUGUUGUGCUUGCCACACUUGAAGAUCUACGACGCGGAGAGAAUUGGGGACCGAUCCACCAUUCCACUCUUACAACAUCAGUUUGGUGUGGAAAAUGCGCAAGGAACAGAUGAUGUAGAAAAACGGGCUAAGAAAACACUGUUCGAAAACACAACCUUGGAGGAAACGGAGAUCAAGGAGGUUGUUCGAGCUCUAUGUCGAUGGCCCAUCCUUUCCAUAAGUGGACUUCGUUUGUCAAGAAAUGCGAAAGAGCUUCGGAUCGAUGAUGAGGACUGGUUGCAGUUAGAGCGCAAUACCUCUUAUAAGUUGCAGUUUCACAUAGAUAUGCUUGGACCAGGUCGGUUCAACACUGAAGCCUACCUGACACAAUGGUCUAAAGAGAAAACAGCCGGAUGGAUAGUGAUUCUCGGAGAAAAGGACAACGACAGGAUGAUAUCACUGUGUUAUGUGAGCGCAGUUCAGAAUGACCGCACUGUUCGAAUGGAUUUUGUCACGCCGGACAAGAGAGGAAGGUGUUUGUGCGUCUUCAUAAUGUCCGAUUGUUAUCUAGGGAUCGAUCAAGAACUACAGAUCAAAGCCGAUCUGAUAUGA
Messenger RNA from Ostertagia ostertagi, 2574 nucleotides. The record is from the annotation of a GenBank genome assembly. NCBI's taxonomy places the organism in Eukaryota, Metazoa, Nematoda, Chromadorea, Rhabditida, Trichostrongylidae.